Molecule: messenger RNA, 1086 nt
Organism: Aspergillus mulundensis
Lineage: Eukaryota; Fungi; Ascomycota; Eurotiomycetes; Eurotiales; Aspergillaceae
Product: protein N-lysine methyltransferase family protein
Exons: 2
Coding region: 1-1086 (361 amino acids)
Source: RefSeq, a predicted model, not a curated record
AUGGUUUAUUACAUUCGUUAUCUCAAGGCUCCGAGGCUGCAGAAGCAGAAAACAGGCUCCAUCUCCGCCUCCGCGUUGAUCUGCAUCACCACAGACCUGGGCGAUGCAUUCCUCUCACAAGACGUGGAUUUACUCGUGACACUCCAUCCUGCUCAGGCUGAGAAUAAGAUCCUAUGCCAGGAGCGGGUGCAGUGGCAUGGCGGCAAGCGUGAACUUCCCAUUACGUUGGGUCCGCUACCAGCCGGCAUCUCCCAGCUGUCCAUGAUCAUGAAAGUGACCGCCUCCAAAUCAACAUCAACAUCUUCAGACCCGUUGAUGGACCAGCAAAAUAUCCCCCUAGUGCUGUCUUGCUGGAGUACUUCAUUCGGAGGCCGGCAGUCGCUAAUCGCUGAAAAGCUGAUUGAAAGGCGCUUUCGCGUGAACCAGUCUGUGGAACUAAGCAUAUGGGAAGAAACCGGGAAUAGCAUUGCACGGCAUAUCUGGGAUGCAGCAAUUGCUUCGGUUAUGUACCUGCAGCAAAUACUUGCUAGAGACCCGAAGUCAGCCAACCCGGUCCUGCAGAAGAUUCUGCAAAGUGAGCGUGGAAGCUCUCUCAAUGUAAUUGAGCUAGGCUCGGGAUGUGGGAUUGUUGGGAUCGCCUUAGCAGAUCUACUACCCCAGUGCUCUGUUCUACUCACAGACCUUGACGAGGUUGAAGAGAUCAUUACAAAGAACAUCGAGGCUGCGAAGCCAGCGCAUGCCUCGAAAAUCCAGUAUCGGCCGCUUGAUUGGGAAGAAGAGCUACCAGAUGAUCUCUUCGACACGCCGUCUGUCGAUUUGGUUCUCGUUUCGGACUGCACUUAUAACGCCGACAGCCUGCCAGCCCUAGUGUCAGUAUUAGGUAGACUGGUCAAGCUGUCCCCGGAUGCCGUGAUCCUUGUAGCUCUAAAGCGGCGACAUGAAAGCGAGAGUAUUUUCUUCGACUUGAUGCAGUCCGCUGGGCUGGAGGAUCUUAACUCGCACCACAUGGAGCUCCCGUCCCAACACGAACAGUGGGAUGAAAUUGAACUACACUGCUAUGGCAGACGUUCUCAACAUGUCAUUUGA